AAACCCACAGAGACGCCCCAGACCCAGUCACGUAUAUAGAGAUAUUAUGUGCCACCACUCUCACAGAAAAGACUGAAACCAAAAACACCACCCAAAACAAAAAUGGCUCCCUCGUCUUCUUCCCCUUCAUCCAAAUCCCCACCUCCCCCAACAGCAACAACUCACUUCACCCCUAUUCAAGAAGAAGAUGGGAAUGAGAGUACUAGCACCACCACCCCUAACAAAGCGACUCCAAAGCACACCUCUACACCUCUCCACUACAAGCACGGCAAGCGUCACGGCAAGAAACGCUCCGAGAUAUCCGCCGGUUCCUCCUCGGCUACUCGGGAAGAGGAAGAAGAAGAAAACGACUUGUCGGUGAACUGCAACAAGUGUCGUCCAAACGGCCGGGAGAAGAUCUCGGUGGUGCCCUUGGACAACAACAACGGCUUCAACCGCAAGAACAACAACGGCUCGUCGUCCGUCUCCAUGGCCAGCCCAAACGGCAUUCUCAGGUCGAUUCUCUCGUCGUUUACCAGGAACAAGCAGAGCCCGAAAUUACCUAUGGACCCUUACGCGGCGGCGAGGGAGGAGAAAUGGAAACUCGCGGUGGCGGAACUCUCGCAGAAGCUGAUUCAUACGACGAGGAAAAGAGACGAGGCGCUUCUAGAAGCUUCUCGGCUGAAAUACUCGAUGGCGGAGCUGGAGAAGAAGCUCAACAAACUCGAAGUCUACUGCCAUGGACUGAAGUCCGGCCUUGAAGAAUGCAGCACGGGAAAUUCGCCGUAUUCAAAGAUAGCUCACAACAAACGACAGGGCUUCAGCGGAUUCAACGACAACAACAAAGCCGUCGUUGAGCAUUUCCUGGUCUCCGUCUCCGAAGCCCGGACCUCCGUCCGGCUCCUCAGCCGGUCCCUUACUAUGCAGCUCCGCCACAUGGCCGGAACCAAAGUAUACGACAAGAUCACGGCUCUUCUUCAACCCUACGACAUCAAGCUUUCGUUGUCUAAAAACCCAAGAAGCUUGGUUUUCUACUUGGAAGCUCUGCUGAACAAGACGUUCUUCGACGAGUUCGAGUCGCCCGGGUUCUGCAAAAACUCGGCGGACCUUAUCUUGAACCCGGUGGAGAAAUGCGAGGCGAACUACACGUCGUUUAACGUGCUCCGGGGGCUGACGUGGGACGAGGUGCUGAUCAAGGGGACCAGGCAUUUCAGCGACGAGUUCAGCAGGUUCUGCGAUAGGAAAAUGAGCGAGAUUGUCGCGAUGUUGGGCUGGAACCGGGCCUGGCCCGAACCGCUUUUGCAGGCCUUCUUUGGGGCCUCCAAGAGUGUGUGGCUGGUGCAUCUUUUGGCCACGUCGGUCCACCCGAGCUUGCCGGUUUUCCGGGUCGAAAGCGGGGUCGGGUUUGACCCGGUUUAUAUGGAGGAUAUGGGCGGAGACAAGGCGAGGAAGUUGGUACCUUCGGUGGUUCGGAUCAUGGUGGCGCCGGGGUUCUAUGUUUAUGGGAGUGUGGUCAAGUGCAAGGUGCUAUGCAGGUACAAUAGCAAUAGUAAGGGUCUGACCCAAUCGUCACCUUAAAAUUUGGUACCUUUUUUUACGAGCUUAUCAUACUCAAUAUGUUGCUAUUUUGAUCUAGUUAUGUGGUAAUAUGAUCGAUGUUAUUAUGUGUCAUUUUAGUGUAACGGUAAUUCGGAGAUCAAAAGAAGUGGCAUUUUCCGUUUUCUACAUUGAGAUUUUUGUAUAUGCAUUAUGCAAAUUGGAGAAAUGCCUCAUAUAACGGAUGAAUGAUAACAUAGCUUUGGCAUCUAUCAUAUCUAAAAUGCCCCAUUGUUGAUUUGUUGGUGUAAAUCUGUGUGAUCGAUGAGUUUGUGAUCAUUUUGGAGAUGUUGGGAUCGAUUCAAAUGAUUUCUUUUUGUGAUUUUU
Messenger RNA from Fragaria vesca subsp. vesca, 1902 nucleotides. RefSeq lists its product as uncharacterized. NCBI's taxonomy places the organism in Eukaryota, Viridiplantae, Streptophyta, Magnoliopsida, Rosales, Rosaceae. The transcript is spliced from 2 exons. Bases 103 to 1557 code for a protein of 484 amino acids. The record is from RefSeq and is a predicted model, not a curated record.